GCUAUAUAAAGAUACUUCCUGUAAAGGCACAAUAAAGUGUUGUUCACAGGUCUUUUCUUCCGUUUAUUUUUCGAAAAAAAGGCUUCGUUACAGCAUUAGCAACGGAUGACAAUGUCUCCAGCAGUAAAUGUAUAGUUUAUAGGAGCUUAUUAUCCGUUAUGUUUUUAGAUAAUAAUGAAUUAUCUAGCUAGCAACGUUAGCUAACGGUAGUAUACCAGUUCUGGAUAGCCGGGAUUAUUACUCAUCCUAGUUAAAACGCUUAGCUAUAUUAUAACAGUCUAGAAUAUUGGAACCUUAAUUUAAAAAGAUGUCAGUGGAACUUGAUGUGUUUGUGGGUAACACCACCAUUAUGGAUGAGGAAGUCUAUCAGUUCUGGCUGGAUGGCUACACAGUGAAUGAUGCAGUGAAGGUUCGUAUGGAGGGAGGGGUAUUGGAGGAGUGUGAGGCCAGUGCUGAGGUUUUGCGCAGUGACACCAUGGACCAGUACAGAACCUUCCAGAUGUGUGAGCGCCUCCUGCACAGCCCCGCCAAACUGGCCAAUCAGCUGCUGUUCCAGAUCCCACCUCAUCGCCAGGCCAUGCUCAUAGAGAGGUACUAUACGUUCGAUGGCGUGUUUGUACGUGAGGUCCUUGGGAAGAAACUCUCGAAAGGGACCAAGAAGGACCUGGAUGAUGUUAGUGCAAAGACUGGUGUCACACUGAAGAGCUGCAGGCGGCAGUUUGAUAACUUCAAGCGUGUAUUCAAAGUUGUGGAGGAACUGAAGGGACCCCUGGUGGAAAACAUUCGUCAGCACUUCCUUCUCUCUGACAAGCUGGCCAGGGAUUACGCUGCCAUUGUUUUCUUUGCUAACAAUCGCUUUGAGACGGGGAAGAAGAAGCUGCAUUAUCUUACAUUCCAGGACUUUGCCUUCUGUGCAGGGCAGCUCAUCAGCAACUGGACCGUGGGAGCAUUGGAUAACAUGGUGGAAGACAUGGACGUGGAUCUUGAGAAGGAGUUCUUACAAGAUCUAAAGGAACUGAAGAUUUUAAUCACUGACAAGGAUCUGCUGGACCAGCACAAGAGUUUGGUGUGCACGGCUCUCCGGGGGAAGACCAAAGCAUUUAAUGAGAUGGAAGCCAACUUCAAGAAUCUCUCCAGAGGCCUUGUCAACAUUGCUGCCAAAUUAACCAACACGAAAGACGUCAGAGACUUCUUUAUUGAUCUGGUGGAAAAGUUUAUUGAGCCGUGUCGGUCAGACAAAUGGACAGCAGGAGACAUGAGGCUCUACCUCACUCACUACACUAACUCUGCACACAUACUUGACACAUUCAAACACCAGGUAGUGUGGGACAGGUACAUGGGAGUGAUCAAAAGCUGCAUCCUCAAAAUGUACCAUGACUGAGAUGUUGCCUCGCUCAACUUCCUGUCCUCUUUAUAUCCGAGUCAUGUUGUCUUUUUUUUCUCCUCUGCAGUCGUCAUAUAAAUCCUCCGCUCCCUCUGUCAGAUGUUUUCCUCCAAUCCUAGUGCCCACAUUUCUCCUUUCUUCAUGUCUUUCUGCUGUUUUGUUUACUUCCUUCCUCCCUCUUUUCUCUCUCACUUCUCGGUCUGUUCUGACACCCUACUCUGCAAUGUCAUCUUGCAAAUCAUAUAAUUUGUGUUGUGUACUGAACAACAAUAGAAAUGCAACAUGUAAAGUGUUUGUCUCAAAUUUUGUGCACAAAUUUGUUUACAUCCCUGUUAGUGAGCUUUUCUCCUUUGCCAGAUAAUUCAUCCACCUGAC
Messenger RNA from Salvelinus namaycush (lake trout), 1759 nucleotides. Its product is annotated as acidic fibroblast growth factor intracellular-binding protein B-like. NCBI's taxonomy places the organism in Eukaryota, Metazoa, Chordata, Actinopteri, Salmoniformes, Salmonidae. Gene Ontology annotation, molecular function: fibroblast growth factor binding. The coding region runs from base 308 to 1381 and encodes 357 amino acids. The record is from RefSeq and is a predicted model, not a curated record. The transcript is spliced from 11 exons. Gene Ontology annotation, cellular component: nucleus. Gene Ontology annotation, biological process: platelet aggregation.